Messenger RNA from Rotaria sp. Silwood1, 567 nucleotides. The record is from the annotation of a GenBank genome assembly. Lineage: Eukaryota; Metazoa; Rotifera; Eurotatoria; Philodinida; Philodinidae.
AUGCAAAUACGUUCAACAUUAGAUACAAAUUCAGAUAAUUUAUUUACAAAUAUUGAACGGUUAGGUACACGUGAUUUAUUAUCCUAUGGACAACUUUCACAUGAUACUAUAUUAACAUCAAUCCAAAUGUUAAUACUUUCACGUAUUUAUACAUUAUUACAACGACCAAAUAAAAAUACAAAUUCAUUAAAUAAUGACCAUGUUAAUAAAGAACAAACAAUAAUUGAUAGUUCAUCAAUAAUAUCAUCAUCAGAUAAUAUUCUUAUUGAACUUGUUGAAGAAUUAUAUGCACGUACAAAACAAUCAUCAACAUUACCAUAUGAAGCUUUACUUUUAUUACGUCCUUUAUCAUUAUUACUUGCACAUAUUAGUUUUUUUUUUCGUGCUUUAAUUAAUGCACGUUAUUCAGCUAAAGUUAAUGAAUGGACUUUAUUAUCAAUGACAAAUAUUGCACAAAGAAAAUCACUAUGUAUGGCUAUAUGGGGGUUUUUAUUGAUGUUAUCACGUUUCAGUAUUCGUUUCGAAGAAUCACACAAUCGUUUAUUUCUUAUUGCUGAUCGAAAAUAG